AUGAGCACCGCCGGAGUUCGGCGUCCCGCCUUCCGUGAGCCAGAAGCGGACGAACGCGGCGGCAGCCAUCUUGAGUGUGGCACCAAAAAAAAGCAAGAGCCACCGAGCCAAGGUGAAGUUUCUUUAAAGCCGGUCCAGGACCGGGGACCUCGAAAAGUAGAUGUGGGUAGCCGCGGAGAAGUCGUCUGCACGGGAUGCGGCCCGAAGGAGGGAAGGGAGGGCGCAAAGCGGCCCCCGACGGCCCGUCACCAGCCUUGCCCCAUUGUCCGGCCGCUAGGCAAGGGCGCGCUCGGCUUCUCCGGGGCCGCCCAAUCGGGGCCGGCGAGGGGAGGCGCGCGCCGCCCACUCCCAUAUAUAAAAGGCGGCUGGCACCGCGUGAGCCCUCCACUGGCAUCCAAAGCCAUCUUUGCAUUGUUCCUGUCCCGGGGUUCGUCGGGCUGCGCUAAGUCGUCGCGGGGCUUCGCUCUUCUUCAUCCCCCAUCCUCCUCUUCCUCCUGCAGCCUCCUCUUCCUCCGCCUUUGGCGAGCCAAGCCGCUCCGUACGCGCCCUCGGAUCUCUGCCGGCGCCUUUUUUUUUUUGUACAGUCGCGGGCUUUUCCUCCGCUCCCGCCGCCGCCGCCGCCGCCGCCGCACGGUUCUUUCUCCCCGUCCUUUCCCCCGCCGCUCCAGCCAUGUCAGACACAGCCGUGGACACCAGCUCCGAGAUCUCCACCAAGGAUUUGAAAGAAAAGAAGGAAGUUGUGGAAGAAACAGAAAAUGGCAAGGAAGCCCCCAACGGCCAUGCCGCGAACGAGGAAACGGCGAGCAGGAGGCGGACAACGAGGUAGACGAUGAAGAGGAAGAGGUCGGCGACGAAGAGGAGGAUGAGGAAGAAGGCGAAGAAGAAGAUGGCGAUGAAGAUGACGAGACUGAAGGUCCAACCGGCAAGCGGGCAGCUGAGGACGAUGAGGACGACGACGUGGAUCCGAAGAAGCAGAAAACCGACGAAGACGACUAGGGGGAGUUAGGAUAAUAGAAAGAGAAACAACUUUUUUUUAAACAAAAAAAAAAAAGAGGAAAGAAUUUUUUAAAAAAAGAAAGGCCAGCGUGACCUGCUUUUACCUUUGAAAACUUUCUGUUACAAAAAGAAAAAAAAAUUACGUCCCCCCCUCGUUGCUAAUGGUCACCGUCAUAAAGUAGAGCAGACAAACAUGGGAAGGAAAAAAACACCCCCCAGUAAAAGCCACCGGGCGUAGAGAUGCCAUUUUUCCCCCCCAACUUGUAAAAAACAAAACCCCCAACCCCAAAAUCCUCCCUCCUUCCUCCCCUCCCUUCCCUGUCACACGGGUGAAUGGGGUGCGGGAGAGUGGGUGACCCAGUCUCUCCCCUUCUUCCCCGCCCCAACGUAAAGUUCACGGCCCCAGCUUGAUUUCUUAAAAGUAACUUUAAAAAAAGGAGAAUUUGUUUGUAUUUUUUAUUUACAUUUUAUAUUUUUGUACAUAUUGUGAUGAGGUCGGCCAUUUUUAACGCGAUCUCCGAUUUGACCAAAAGGGGGGGGUGGGAGGAGGGGAAGGGCUUUUGAAAUGUACUUUCUUUCUUUUUCUCUCUCUCUCUCUCUUCCUUUGUUCCUAUAAAUGAAUCAACAACAACAACGAAAAAGAUCUAGACUUUACUUGUGGUGUGACCGUGUCCAAAAACCAUGAUCUCAAAAGGAGAAGAAAAAAGACCUUGUAAAAAAAAAAAUAAUAAUUUCAAAAAUGCAAAAAAAAAA
Messenger RNA from Thamnophis elegans (Western terrestrial garter snake), 1749 nucleotides. RefSeq names its product prothymosin alpha (gene PTMA). Gene Ontology annotation, biological process: positive regulation of transcription by RNA polymerase II; negative regulation of apoptotic process. The transcript is spliced from 6 exons. Gene Ontology annotation, cellular component: nucleus. The record is from RefSeq and is a predicted model, not a curated record. Gene Ontology annotation, molecular function: histone binding. The coding region runs from base 1 to 996 and encodes 331 amino acids. Lineage: Eukaryota; Metazoa; Chordata; Lepidosauria; Squamata; Natricidae.